Molecule: messenger RNA, 1206 nt
Organism: Chaetomium globosum CBS 148.51
Lineage: Eukaryota; Fungi; Ascomycota; Sordariomycetes; Sordariales; Chaetomiaceae
Exons: 2
Coding region: 1-1206 (401 amino acids)
Source: RefSeq, a predicted model, not a curated record
AUGACGCCUGCCCCAAUCAAUGGCCACAAGAGGGCCCGUUCGUCUUCGGAAUCUGAGUCUGAGGCACUCCAACCGACCGCCAUCAAUCAACGCAAGGAGUUCCCGCCCCGCAUGAUUCUCUUGCACCUGAGCGCCCUCUUAGAUUGCGAGGAGUCCAUCACUUGUGUCUCGAGGGCCCUCGCAACCGAGGUUUUCCCCCGGGGUGACCUACACAAGUUCACGAAUGAAGCAAUCGUCAGCGCCCACAGCAAGUCCCCGAUCGCCUUCGAGAUUCUGGGGAACAUCAUCGGCCGCCACCUCACUCUUGAGGAAGCCACGCGCACCAGAGAGGCUUAUGCGCGAAUCCAAAACGAAGUUGGUGGGCCGCUACUUCGGGCGGCGCCUGGGGCCAAGGCGUUCCUCGAAACAAUGAGGCACCGCCGCGAUGACAUCAAGCUUGCUGUCAUCUCCCAGAACCCCCCGGCUGCCGCCACCACACUGGCGGAUAUGGGCCUCAUGGGCCUAAUCGAUGUUAUUAUCCCGCGCAUCCAAAUCCAAGCGCACACCGCCGACCCCCUCGCGGCCGCCGCCUUCUUUCGGGACCAUUGGCAGCGGAUGGUAACACCCACCUUCACCGCCCUCUGCCACGGCGAACCGACAGCCGCCAACCACACCCACAGCGGCAACCACAACCACAAUCACGCCCGCGGCCACAACCACGACCACAACCCCACCAACAGCGCCAACACCGCCACCUCCGCACCCCGCCCCACCCCCACCCCCAGCACCACUAGCAACACCACGACGACGACCAGCACCACCACCGCCCACAGCAGCGAGCGCACCCCGACCCCCGUCAACACGGACGCGGAGCCGCUGCAGCCGUGGCAGACGCUGAUGGUGUCGUGCGGGCUGUACGACCUGACGAUUGCGCAGCCCAGCGGCAUGCAGACCUGCUGGGUGCGCAAGAUCAGGGACGGCGGGGAGGCGGCGGCGGCGGCGCGGGAGGCGUCGGGGGUGCCGUUGGAUGUUGUGGUGGAGCGGUUGGGGGAGUUGAAGGUGAUGCUUUUUGGUGGGGGGGGUGAGGGUGUGGUUGGCGGUGGUGAUGUUGGGGUUGGUGGGGGGGAUGUUUUGGGUGCGGAGGAGGUGGCUGAGAUUUCGGCUGAUGAGGAUUCGGAGGUGGAGGUUGUAAAGGUGGUGAGGGUGGCUGCCGCCGAGGUGAUUUGA